This is a messenger RNA of Marmota flaviventris (yellow-bellied marmot), 939 nucleotides long. RefSeq names its product olfactory receptor 7D11-like. Gene Ontology annotation, molecular function: G protein-coupled receptor activity; olfactory receptor activity. The record is from RefSeq and is a predicted model, not a curated record. Gene Ontology annotation, cellular component: membrane. NCBI's taxonomy places the organism in Eukaryota, Metazoa, Chordata, Mammalia, Rodentia, Sciuridae. Gene Ontology annotation, biological process: G protein-coupled receptor signaling pathway.
AUGGAAGCAGAAAACCACACAGGUGUGUUAGAAUUCCUCCUCCUGGGUCUCUCAGAUGAUCCUGAACAGCAGCUGCUAUAUUUUGGGCUUUUCCUGUAUGUAUACCUGGUCACAGUGCUUGGGAACCUGCUCAUCAUCCUGGCUGUCAGCUCUGACCCCCACCUCCACACCCCCAUGUACUUCUUCCUCUCCAACCUGUCCCUCACUGACAUCUGCUUCAUCUCCACCUCAGUCCCCAAGUUGCUGGUGAACAUCCAGGCACAGAACAAGGACAUCUCCUACACAGAGUGCCUGACUCAGGUCUAUUUUUUAAAUACAUUUGCUGGAAUGGAAAAUUUCUUACUGACUGUGAUGGCCUAUGACCGCUUUGUGGCCAUCUGCCACCCCCUGAACUACACAGUCAUCAUGAACCCCAGGCUCUGUGUCCUCCUGGUGCUGCUCUCUUGGCUCAUCAUGUUCUGGGUCUCCCUGAUUCAUGUUCUGCUGUUGAAUCGACUGACCUUCUCCACUGGCACUGAAAUCCCACAUUUCUUCUGUGAACUGGCUCAGCUUCUUACAGUGACCACCUCGGAUACCCUUAUGAAUAACAUCUUUAUGUAUGUGGUGGCUGCCCUGCUGUGUGUACUUCCCAUGGUGGGGAUUCUCUACUCUUACUGUCGUAUCGUCUCCUCCUUAGUGAGGAUGCCCUCCCUUGCUGGCAAGUAUAAAGCAUUCUCCACCUGUGGGUCUCACCUCUGCGUGGUCUCCUUGUUCUAUGGGACAGGAUUUGGGGCUUACCUCAGUUCUGCGGUGAUCCAUUCUUCCCAGAGAAGCAUGAUCGCCUCCGUGAUGUACACUGUGGUCACCCCCAUGCUGAACCCCUUCAUCUACAGCCUGAGGAACAAGGAUGUGAAGGGGGCUCUGGGGAGGAUGCUCAGCAGAGGAGCUUCUUGUCUGUGA